AUGAAGAUCCUCUUCCUGUGCACCGCACACAACUCCCUCUCCCAGCGCCUUUACCUCGCCCUCUCGCGCUCCCACGAGGUUUCCAUCGAGUAUGCGCUGUCAGACGACCUGAUGAUAUCUGCCGUCGCUCUCUUCGGACCCGACCUCGUUAUCUGCCCGUUCCUUACGACACUCGUUCCCAAGGCCAUCUACGAGCAAUACCUCACUCUGAUCAUCCACCCCGGCCCACCUGGCGAUGUUGGCCCGAGCGCUCUCGACUGGGUCCUGCUGGGCGAUGACGGGACUGUCGACGAUUCUAAUGAGUUGCUGAAGAAGUUGGAUCGGGAGGAAGCUCGUCCUGGACGGUCGCAUUGGGGGAUUACGGUCCUUCAGGCGAUUGAGGAGUUCGACGCUGGUCCUGUCUGGGCUUUCGAGCAGUUCGAGAUUGAUAUCGAUCAGCCUAGCCUCACCAAGUCUGAGCUCUACCGUACGGGCAUCACGCAGUCGGCUGUCAAUGCUACCAUCGCUGCGAUUGCUAGGAUCCAAGCCGCUGCUCGGUCGAUGACUGGCCCUUACUUGCCAACGAUCAAGUGCGACCCUAGCUAUGCCGUCCUCUCUGUCAGCGACAACACCAAGUUCCUGGGAGGAAAGCUUCAUCACCGGCCACUGCUCAAGGCUAAUCAGCGGGACUUUGAUCUUUCAAGACACACUGCUCAGCAAGUAUCGCGACGAAUUCGAUGUGGUGAUUCUCAGCCUGGCGCCAUGUCGAAGACGUUUGGACCUAACCUCUAUGUCUACGGUGGUGUUGUUGAAGACAACGUCGAAGGCCGCCUUCCCGUCACUGUCGGUCAACUUCCCACCAAGGUCCUCGGCUUCCGCAAGAACGCUGUUUGUGUCUCUACCUGCGACGGCAAGGGUGUCUGGAUCAGCCACGUCCGUCGUCCAAAGAUCAAGAACGACAAGGCGCUCUGGCCAAAGGUCCCUGCUGUCUCCGGCCUCGUCGAGCUCGGCUUGCUCACCGCACAAGACGUCCAAGCAUUCGAAUGGCCAUCAUCCACCGGCUGGACCGUGUCCGCAUGGAAGACCUUUCAAGAAGUCUGGGUCGACUUCGAAAUCGACGACAAGUCCAACAAGACCGCAUACCUCUACUUUGACUUCUAUAACGGCGCCAUAGCUACCGACCAAUGCUCCCACCUCAUCUCUGCCAUGGACUACAUCCUCUCCGAGUCUACCCCUCAAAGCCCUGUCCAAGCCGUCGUCCUCAUGGGCGGCGCGUACUUCAGCAACGGCAUCGCCCUCAAUGUCAUCGAAGCAGCCGCUGACCCAUCUCAUGAGUCCUGGCUUAACAUCAAUCGCAUCGACGACGUUGUGCAGUACCUCCUGCAAGAAUUCCCCGCGAGCAACAUCGUCACCAUCGCCGCCAUCCGGGGCAACGCAGCGGCAGGAGGCGUCGCUCUCGCCACCGCCUGCGACGUGGUCGUCGCCGGCUCCUCUGUCGUCCUCAACCCAGCCUACCGCGGCGUCGGCCUCUACGGCUCCGAAUACCACACGCUCUCCUACUACGGCCGCUGCGGCGAGGAAAACGCCAAACACAUCCUCACCUCCAUGACCCCCCUAAGCCCCCUCCAAGCGCAAUCCAUCGGCCUCGUCGACUACGUCUUCCCGGGCACCGGCACCGUGCUCGAAGACUACAUCCGCACGCACGUCGCCUUCCUCCUCACGCCCGGCAUCCUCAAACAAGGCACCUGGAAACACAACAUCGACAUCUCCCCGGCGGCCAUCGCCCGCGCCCGCGCCAACGAACUCGCCGAGAUGUCGCUCGACUUCUGGUCCGCCCGCUCCGCCCGCUACCACACCCGCCGCUUCGACUUCGUCCGCAAAGUCAAAGCCUCCAAAACGCCCCUCCGCUUCGCCAUCCACCGCCGCACCUUCGACGACACGCGCUUCGACGAGGAGGAAUCCGACGACUUUGACUCCGUCGCGUACUUCCAGCGGCAAGCGGAGAUCCAACUCCUCGCCCGACUCCGCGAGGAGAUGAAGGCUAUGGCCCCUCCCCCUCCGCAACAUGGCGAGAAACGCGGCUCAAUCUCCUCGCAGUAUUAUAUUGGCACGGCGCAGAAGAAGAAGGUCGAAACGGUCUUUUCGUGCUAUUAUAAGCCUGUGGAGGAACUGCCGACGCCGCCGGAGAGUCCGAUGGGGAUUGAGGAGUUGAUGGGCAAGGCGGUGUUGAGGAGCGUUACGAGUGUGAUGUGA
Zasmidium cellare ATCC 36951 is the source of this 2232-nucleotide messenger RNA. RefSeq lists its product as uncharacterized. NCBI's taxonomy places the organism in Eukaryota, Fungi, Ascomycota, Dothideomycetes, Mycosphaerellales, Mycosphaerellaceae. Gene Ontology annotation, molecular function: catalytic activity. The coding region runs from base 1 to 2232 and encodes 743 amino acids. The transcript has a single exon. The record is from RefSeq and is a predicted model, not a curated record. Gene Ontology annotation, biological process: biosynthetic process.